Molecule: messenger RNA, 773 nt
Organism: Triplophysa rosa
Lineage: Eukaryota; Metazoa; Chordata; Actinopteri; Cypriniformes; Nemacheilidae
Product: small leucine-rich protein 1-like
Exons: 3
Coding region: 23-355 (110 amino acids)
Source: RefSeq, a predicted model, not a curated record
CACAGACUCGAACACAUUUCUGAUGUCCACGCUCGCUGUGUUCAUCAAUCAUCUUCCAGGAUGGAUCCUGUGGACGGGAAUCUUCUUACCCGUCACCACUUUACUUCUGCUGAUCAUCACUGCGCUCGUCUACAAACUACAGCAAGCAUGGCACCAGCAACGCCGAGGUCAUGGGUUCCAUCCCAGGGGAUCGCACAUAGUCAGACACAAAUGUAUAAUACAAUACAAUAUAAUUGGAGAAAGAGUUGGCGGUGGCAAGGGAUCCUCGAGUAACAGCAUCUCAGCUGUGUCAUGGACGGCGGUACAGAACCAGACGGACGGCGGGACACAUGAGCGCAGGACUAACACUAUCUGAUGGUUAUAAAACACGAACAUCAGACUGAACUCGUGAGACACGUGUGUGUGUGUGUGUGUGUGAAGAAGAGUCCUGAGAUGCUCUUCACACUAAUGACACAUCGUAGGAUGUGAAUUUCUUACAAGCUAUCUGUGUGUUCAUGUAUUCCCCACAGAUGAUGAACUUCUGACUUGAGAGUACAGACAUACAUUUUGUGUUGUAUUUCAUUUCUUAUUUCCUUAUCCUUUGUAUUAUUUACUUUAGUAGUUAUAGAUUACAUUCAUUUCUAUCUAGUUAUUAUAUUCUAUACACAACAACACAAACUGAACAAAAUACACAACCGAUUCUGAUUUGAUGUGAGAUGAAGAGUGCAGGAGAUCAUAAAGCUCCAGAAGACGCGCACGUGUACACAGUCAUGAGUGCGUAAUAAUGUAUAAAA